Molecule: messenger RNA, 714 nt
Organism: Prorocentrum cordatum
Lineage: Eukaryota; Dinophyceae; Prorocentrales; Prorocentraceae
Source: the annotation of a GenBank genome assembly
GUGGAGCUCUUCGGGGACGACGCCAACAUCUCCCUCCGGGCCACGCGGCCAGUCGGGGCUGGCGAGCUGCUUGUGGGCGUGGCCCUGGACUGCGCGCUGCACCCCCGCUCCGAGGCCGUGGGGGCGGCCGAGAGGUCCAAGGUUGACGCGGCGGCCGCAGCGCUGCGCUCGGCGGCGGCGUGGAGGACGCCGCUGCUGGACGCGGCCGUGGAGGGCCGGGCAGAGCUCGUGGCGCUGCUGGCUCGCGAGCUGCUGGCCGGUCGGGCCUCGCAGUGGUGGCCCUACUUGCGGACGCUCCCCGCCGCGCGCGACGCCGCGCCGCCGGCCCUCUGGGGGCCCCUCCGCGGCAGCGACGCGGCCUCGAGGAUGCUGGGCGGCACCACGGUUGGGGCCAUGCUGGCCGCCGACGCCGCGGACCUGGAGGUGCUCUGUGGCGAGGAGGCCUGGGAAAGCGGGCCGCUGCAUGAACUCCCGGACCUCCUCGGCGCCGCUGACGCCGCCGGGGCGCGCGAGGCGGUCCUGCGCGCCCUGGGCCUCUUGUCAACGAGGUCGAUCGAGGGCGUCGGGCUGGUGCCCUUCCUCGACCUGCUGAACGGCUCGCCCAGCGGCGGGCACAACGCGACGUUCGAGCGGGCGAACCUGGCGGCCAGCGAGGCGUCGGCGGAGCAGGCGCCGUGCAUCGCCGCGGUGUCGGCGAGGGCUAUCGGCGCGGGC